Molecule: messenger RNA, 2362 nt
Organism: Neoarius graeffei (lesser salmon catfish)
Lineage: Eukaryota; Metazoa; Chordata; Actinopteri; Siluriformes; Ariidae
Product: serine/threonine-protein kinase D1-like
Exons: 5
Coding region: 1-732 (243 amino acids)
Biological process (GO): protein phosphorylation
Molecular function (GO): ATP binding; protein serine/threonine kinase activity
Source: RefSeq, a predicted model, not a curated record
AUGUUUGAGACACCUGAACGGACUUUUGUCAUCAUGGAGAAGCUCCAUAGCGACAUGCUGGAGAUGAUUCUGUCCAACGAGAACGGACGUCUUCCUGAACGCACCACACGCUUCCUUGUUAUGCAGAUUUUGGAGGCUCUGCGCUACCUGCACAUGAGACACAUCGCUCACUGUGACCUUAAACCUGAAAACGUGCUGCUUGCCUCACCAGAUCCUUUUCCUCAGGUGAAACUGUGUGACUUUGGUUUUGCGCGGAUCAUCGGUGAGAAGUCUUUCCGGCGCUCGGUGGUGGGUACGCCGGCGUAUCUUGCCCCCGAGGUGAUCAGCAGCCAUGGCUAUCACCGCUCCCUGGACAUGUGGGCUGUAGGGGUGAUCCUGUAUGUCAGCCUGAGCGGCACGUUUCCCUUCAACGAGGAUGAAGACAUUCACCAGCAGAUCACUAACGCUGCCUUCAUGUACCCACGUCAUCUGUGGGCCCUCAUUUCUCUCGAGGCGGUGAGUUUGAUUAAUAACCUGCUGCAGGUGGUGGUGCGCCGCAGGUUCAGUGUGGGGAAAGCUAUGGGACACCCCUGGCUCCAGAACUUCCAACUGUGGUGUGACCUGCGUCAGUUUGAGCAGCGUCUGGGUUGCCGUUACCUCACUCAUGACUCGGAUGAUGAGCACUGGAGAUGCCACGCUCAGGAGAAAGGCCUCAGUCUCCCUCCACAUCUACAGACAGAGCAGGGACACUAACACACACGUACACUGGACACCUCAGUUUGAUCAGGAGACCUGUGGCGUGUGGACUGUACAGAAUCCAGUUACCCUGAUGUGAUGUACAUUUUAUGCACACUGACUAUUUUUAAUAAAAUGAUGCAAAACUCUGGAUUUGGGUUUUUAAUUUAUUGAUUUAAACAUACAGUAUACAGUAAGUGUAUAUAAAAUGUGUCACUUAUGCAAAGCACUAACAAGAUACAGAAGCCAUCAGGAAGUGUAGAAUUGUUACUUUUAAAGGUCUCAUUGCAUCGUUUUGUCAUUAAUUGUGUGGUGGUCUCUAGUAUGAAUGAAUGCCCUGUGAGCCGGUUUUGGUGAAAAAUGCUGUGGUUCUCCUGUUUCAGGCUGUUCUAGUUUGGUGGAGGAGCGGGUGGCGGGAGAACGACAGGAUUUCAGCUCUUACUCAUUAAUAUUCAUGACAUGUAAACGUGUUACCUCUGAUUGGCUAACAGCACUGUGACGCUACCUCCAGUGGGUCAGAACAAGCGGAUGUUGGUGUCUUUUUGUAAAAACUGUUUUGAUUGGCUAUUAUGGUCUCGACAUCGAUGUUUUGAUGAAUAACAAUGUAGAUAACACGAAUUUUACAUCACAUUCAACGAGAUUUAAACGAGACUAAAGAUGGCGACUUACAAAUAAUGUGUAAACAUCGUUGGAGUUUAUAAAGUUUGAACAGCAUGAAGGAACAUACCCCAACCCCCCGAAAUUAAUAAAAAAAAAAAUCUCAAUGGAUUUGGCAUAAUAUAAAAAGGUCGUUUUUUACUCAGAAAAAGUGGAAAACUCUCAUCCCUGCCUAGCUUGUGACCAUGUCAUGCAUGCUAACAUGGAGAAUAUGAACAUGCUAUUUUGUGACAAAAACCUUCGAACAAAAAGUUCAUGUUUUACUUACAGUACAGCUUGUGAGCUGGUGGUCGAUCAUCUUGACGGCACAGAUCCAGGUAUUAAAAACAACCUCGAAGCAAAACCACUACUGAAGGCACCGAAGUUUGAAAAGUCACUGUGGUUGAAAUGAUCAGAGCACAGUACAAACGUUGCAUUAUACUUCGCUGGUGGUGUUCCAAAGAUAAAUUCCAACCAUUUCUUCUUCAGCUCUUCUAUCUUGGGCAAGAAAUGCAACAUUGAUGUCUUACUGCCACAAAUAACACAGGCACGAACUUGUUCAGACAUGUUUUCAACUUGCUGUUAGGUCCUCUUCGUUAGCUACUGACGAGAUGGGCUCUGCUAUCUCUCCUCAUGCUUAAAUCCGAACUUUCUUCCCGUGGGCGGUCGAAAGCCAAGGUGGGCGAGGCCAUGAAUACUAAUUUUCGAAGUGACGCAAGUUCAUAGGGCUUUUUCAGAUUUGCUCGUUUUUCCGACUAUUUUCUUUCAUAAGCUGAUACAGGGAAUGGGAGUAGAAUUACGUUUUCGCAUGCAUAUGCAACUCGGAGUGAACUAUGGUAUUUCAAAAAGAGCCACUAUUAAACGUUUUUGGUGGAAGGGCACCUUUAAGACAAAUUACAGUCUGUGUGCUAAUACAUUAUAACAGACCUAAUUAACUUCAUUAUAUGGUCAAAAGUCUGAUUAUUACACCUGAUCAGUAUGCCCAUAUAUGCUUGUUGAACAUGUACUGAAC